This is a messenger RNA of Effrenium voratum, 3291 nucleotides long. Lineage: Eukaryota; Dinophyceae; Suessiales; Symbiodiniaceae. The record is from the annotation of a GenBank genome assembly.
GGAAGGGCGUGGAUGUGGCGGAUGUGUUGGCCUUUAUGGCCACCCUGAGCCCUGAAGAGCGCCUCGCUGCGGUGCGUGAGGGCAACAGCAACGGCAAGACGCCUCUGCACUACGCUGCGCAGCUGCGGCCCAAAGGGGCCGAGCUGUGCCGGGCGCUGCUUGAGGCGUCCGCUGAGGUGGACGCCACGACGCGGCGGGGCCACACACCGCUACUCUUCGCCGCGGGUCGGGGCCACGGCGAGGUGGUCCGCUUCUUGCUGAGUGCUGGCGCCAACUGCCGCAUCGUCGCUGCUUCGGGGGAGGCGCCCUGGAACGCCUGCUCCCCGCAUUUGGACGAGGGCUUUGUUGGCCGCCGCGGAGCAGAUGGAGGCGCGCGAGCCGGUGGACUUUCGCACCAUGGAGGACGCCCGGGCUGCCCAGCUGGAAUACGAGCAGGCGAGCUUGGCCUGCCGAGCCAGGCGGGUGGAAGAGGAGGAGCCGGACGGCGAGGUGGCUUUGGCCCGCAGCAUUGUCAGCGCGCUCGACGACGAAGGCUCUGAAGAGGCUCUGAGCAGCGCGCUGGUGGCGGCAGCCGUGGAGGAUAAGUUCGCGCUGCGCACGGCGGUGAGGAUGAUCUUCUCGCAGAAGCCGCGGGACAAAAGAGCCCUACCGCGGGUCCUGGCGGCGUGUCGGGAGCAGAAUCUGCUGCGGGAGCUGCAAAAACGGAGCCGCCGCGCCAGGAGCAGUGGCAUGAGCCGCAUCUUGACCUCGCUCUUCAUCGAGCUGCGGAACACGAACGUCGCAGAUGAGGUGCCGGUGGCGGAGCUGGUAGCGGCGGCAAUGCCGGAUCUGGUGCUCACCAUGGAGGUGCUCUACACGCGCACUUGCUGCGAAGCCUGCCAGUCACACUUCCGGGAGCUGUGGCCGGCCUCGCUGCCGAAAAGCAAGUACUUCGGAGAGCUGGCCUGGGCCAUUGUGGGGCACCAGCAGAACCAAGGCCGCCAGCGGGCCUUCGCCCUGUGCCGGGACUGGGUGCUGCUGCUCCGCUGGGCUGCGCGCUUGGGCGGCCAGGAGGAGCGAAGGACACGCGGCGGACGCUGGACGUGCGAGCACUCUCACAGAAAUCCUGGAGGAUCUGGCGCUGCCCCGGCAGUCCAAGGAGCAGCUGCGCGGCUUCCUGGCGCCGCUUGGCCCCGCGCCGAAGGGACUUCCUCGCAACCACGCGGAGCACGCGGAUGCGCCGAGCAGGCACCCGCCCUUCCGCAUCGAGGAGUUUUGCUUCGUGGACCGUGCAGAGGGCCUGGCCGAGCUGAGGAGGCGCGACUCAGCCCCAGCAUGAUGCUGGCCCUGGACACGGAGUGGGGGGAUUGCUCGCAGCAGUCUCCGCCUUCAGUGAUCCAAGUGGCGAUCCCCGGAGCCGCCUGGGUCCUGGAUGUUCUGAAGCUUGCGGAAGCGGACUUGAGAGAGUUGCUGCACUGGGUGCUUGAUCAGGAGGUCCAAUUGCUCGGCUUCCACUUCGCCUCCGAUUUGCCUCGCCUCCAACUUCUGGUGCCACACACUCGCUGGGCCCAGGUGCGGGAUCUGCAGCGCGAGGCCAUGCAGCUGGCCAAAAAGAAGGGGCACACGCCAGGCCUCGGCAAACUCUGCGAGCUGUACCUGGAAAAGCACUUGGACAAGUCACUGCAGUGCUCCGACUGGGACCAGCGGCCGUUGUCCGCCGAGCAGAUCCGCUACGCGGCCGCCGACGCCGCCGUUCUCCUGGAUUUGGCGGAAGCCAUGGAUGCGGCCAAAGUGAAAAGCGGAGAAGGGAACAAAAACAUGGCACGAGCGCAGGUUGUGCUGGCUGACACCACCUUGGAGCGGCUUGGUGGCUUGGGCCCAAAGACCAGCGCCGUGCUGCUGCCAGCGCCCGAGGAGUGCUUCGACCUGGUCCUGGCCAUGGAGCCUCUGGGCUACCUCGAUCUCUCCGAGUAUGCAGAGCAGCUGCGGCCCUUCAUCCGCAGAAGGGAGAAGGAGGAGGAUAGGCGAAAUCAGGUUCAGCUGAUCUGCGUGGAGUUCCGGGAGCGACUGGAGGAUGCGCGGGACGAGCUCUACAGCGCGGGCUACUACCUGGCGGACCACGAGGCUUUGCCGAGGAUGCGGCAGGCGGUGCGGAAGGCCGGCCACGACGUCGGGCUUUUGGGUUUGCCUUCAAGGGAGAAGGAGCAGAAGAAGGCCGCGGAGACGCAGCAGGCCGCUGGGCCGCGGAGUUGGUGCAUCGGCCUGGGCUUGGGCCCAGAGUGGCCGCCGAGUGAGGACUCAGUUUGUAAGGAUGAUAACCUGCCCGAGACCUACCCCUUGGGAUGCUGGAUCUUGCUGAGCAACCUCGCCUCCCUCGUCACAAUCUUUGCAUGGCCCUACCUACCGCAGCUCAAAUCAAUGAUGUGCUUUCUGGAUGCCGUCAGCAUCAAUCAGGCGGAUGGUCAGUUGAUGGAACAAGGAGUUGCGUAUACUGUGGACACCUUUGUACCUUUCAAGACUUUGGUGUUUGAGAUCGCCAUGUACCGCAAGGCCAAUCCCACCGGCAAAAUUACUCUGGCCCCUGUCCAUUUGGAGGUUACGGCCUUGUGCUUGUGGCUGACCAUGGUCAUUCUGUCGCUUGUGCAGUGGUCGGCUUGGGUGCGGGGCGUGACUGCACAAACGAAGAUCGCUUCAUUGGUGCUGGCAACUGUGCCAGUUGGCUGUGCCAUUCAGAAACUGCGAAGAAGUGUGCACACCCAGCGCCAGCUUUUGCAGGCCUUGGCGAACUUUGAUUUGGACGCCGCCGGCUGCCGACGGGACUUCGACAAGAAGUUUGUGCACGACAGCAUCGAGCAAUGCUACGGCAGCACGGGGGCCUUCACAGAAUAUGUGCGGGGGCCUUUGCGAGAGGAGCUGUUGGCCUCAUCCUUCGGAAUGCCCUUGCGGUAUUAUCUGGUCAUCGUCUCGCCUGGAUUCUGCGUGAGUUUGGAGGAGACUGUGUCCCUUAUGAAGGGCCAGGCGCCCUGGCAGAGCGUGCUGUCCUUCAUGUUUGCGCGCACCAUUGGCGCGCAAGUGUCGCUGGCGCUGGGCUGUCAACUUUGCAUUUACAUGUGCACCCGUUUUUCGAGCCCACAUGCCAAAGUCUGGGUGGAAACAUUGCGCUCCGCGGCUAUAGUCGUCGUGUGCACGCUUGUGGCCAUUUGCGGAGUGGACCUUUCUCUCCGGGUUCGGCAAUUCGGCCUUGGGGCUUCUGCAAUUUGGGCGCUGUUGGCACUUGGGGCCACCUUCUUGUCCUUCAGAAAGCGAGCUUAG